Vittaforma corneae ATCC 50505 is the source of this 315-nucleotide messenger RNA. RefSeq lists its product as uncharacterized. Gene Ontology annotation, molecular function: protein heterodimerization activity. The coding region runs from base 1 to 315 and encodes 104 amino acids. The transcript has a single exon. Gene Ontology annotation, biological process: transcription by RNA polymerase II. Lineage: Eukaryota; Fungi; Microsporidia; Nosematidae. The record is from RefSeq and is a predicted model, not a curated record.
AUGGGAGAGACAAAAAAAACUACGUUUCUCAAAGAAGUGAGGUCUAUGAUGUAUGGGUUUGGAGAUGUCAGCUCACCAAGGAUGGAUACUGUGGAAGUUCUGCACAGCUAUUUGAUGGACUAUCUCAGUCUGCUGCUGACUAAAGUCCACUCCAUGGCCAGGAUAAAAGGGAAAACCAAAACAGAAGAUCUGAUGUACUUUUUGAAGAGGGACAGGAAGAAGUAUUCGAGAAUAAAGAACCUGCUGCUUAUAAACGAAGAGGUAAAAGCGCACGAAGGAUUUUUGAGUGUAAAGAUUAUGAAAAGGAAUGAGUGA